GUGUGUGUGUGUGUGUGUGUGUGUUUGUGUGACUGAGCUAAAGCCAGUGAGGAGGAAUAACACACACACACUCACUCUUCAGCGGGUUUAUUUUUUACACAGAUCACCAGAAAUGGACGGCAUUGGUGACGUCGCAGUUGGUGUAAAGUUUUUAAUAGAUGUCUGUUUGUUGCACUGGUGAGUCCAAGUGGAAACCACAACAGAAAUUUGACCCCAUGGAUACCAGAGCAGUGCUGGAGUUUCCUCUGCCACUGUUGCAUAGCAAAAGAGGAUCAGAUGAGCUGCUGUCCGGCGGCAUGUAUAACAGCCCCAGUUCUGGGCUGAGUAGUAUCAGCGAUACGACAUCAAACGGCAGUGACAGCAAAAAACUUCGAGUUGAAGACAGAGUCGGCGAUGCCCCACCAUCCCGUGUUCUACACAUCAGAAAGUUACCCAACGAUGUCUCAGAAACAGAGAUCAUUGCCCUGGGGCUUCCUUUUGGAAAGGUCACCAAUAUCCUCACACUGAAAGGCAAAAACCAGGCGUUUCUGGAGCUCAGCACAGAGGAAGCUGCCAUGACAAUGGUCAAUUAUUACUCAGCUGUGACGCCUCACGUCCGUAGCAUGCCUGUCUACAUACAGUAUUCUAAUCACAAAGAACUCAAGACUGACAAUUCAAACCAGUCAGGUGGUACUCCCACAUCAGGGUCCAACUCGAGUGUCGGUGGCGGUGCGCCCUCCAGUCCAGUACUGAGAAUAAUCAUCGAUAACAUGUUUUACCCCGUCACCCUGGAUGUGCUGCAGCAGAUCUUCUCAAAGUUUGGCACCGUCAUGAAAAUCAUCACAUUCACCAAGAACAAUCAGUUUCAGGCCCUGUUGCAGUUCAACGAUCCAACCAAUGCGCAGCAAGCUAAAGGGGCUCUAGAUGGUCAGAACAUAUACAAUUCCUGCUGUACCCUUCGGAUAGACUACUCAAAACUCGUCAACCUGAAUGUGAAAUACAAUAACGAUAAGAGCAGGGACUACACCAGACCGGAGCUUCCUGCUGGAGAUGGGCAGCCUUCUCUGGAUACCUCUAUGGUCUCUGCCCUGAGUAAAGACUCCAGUUCCCUGCUCGGUAAGAUCCCAGGUGCUCUGAGCCCGUUGAGUGCGGCCGCUGCUGCUGCGGCCGCAGCUGGAAGAGUCGCUCUGUCCGGGCACACGGGGGCCAGCGGAGUGCUGCUCGUUAGCAAUCUAAACGAAGAGAUGGUUACGCCCCACAGUCUGUUUACCCUCUUCGGAGUUUAUGGGGACGUGCAGCGUGUGAAGAUUCUUUUUAAUAAGAAAGACAGCGCACUGAUACAGAUGGCUGAUAUGAACCAGGCUCAGCUUGCCAUGAGCCAUCUAAACGGUCAGAAGAUGUAUUCAAAGAUCAUUCGCGUUACGAUGUCGAAGCAUCAGACCGUUCAGUUACCGAGAGACGGUUUAGAUGACCAGGGUCUCACCAAAGACUUCACAAACUCACCACUGCAUCGUUUCAAAAAGCCUGGCUCCAAGAACUUCCAGAACAUCUUCCCUCCUUCUGCCACGCUGCAUCUGUCAAACAUCCCGCAAGACAUAACUGAAGAAGACCUCAGAGUCCUGUUCUCCAAUUCCGGUGGCACUGUGAAAGCUUUCAAGUUUUUCCAAGAUCAUAAAAUGGCCCUAAUUCAGAUGACAACCAUUGAAGAAGCUAUUCAAUGCCUGAUCGACCUCCACAAUUACAACAUGGGUAAUAACCACCACCUGAAGGUCUCCUUCUCCAAAUCAACCAUCUAAAGGAACCCAGAAGGUCUUCUUUUCAAGCGUUACCCGUUGACUGUUCAAAUACACUGGGGACCACAAUUUUGAGUUUCUUUACCCAAGUUUCAUUCCUCAAGAUGAUGUUGAAAAAGGAAAUAUUGUGACUGUUUUCGAGGACAUUUUUCUUACCCCGUUUCCCUCUUACCGGCGCUUCUGACACAUAUGCUCUUGAGUGGCGGAAGGGUGUCGUGGUGUAAAGGCUGAACCUCUUAUAAUAAGCAGAAAAGAAUGUGCCUUACAAAACUUACAGAAAUCUUUUCAUACUUCAUUUUCUCAAACACAGGCAGUCCUCCGAGCGUGAGAUAUUACACUAAGUUUUGUUAAGAAAAAAAAUUCCUCGUGUCUGAUCUGUAUAGUGUGUAAAAGCCUUUGAAACGUUUUCCUUUUUUUGCGUAUUUUAUGUUUGUUCAAUUCUUAAUGGCUGUGAUGUUUUGAUUUAAGAAUUGUAAAUAAACCUGUGAUUCUCUAGUGUUCGUCACUGAGAUGUUAGGCCCACUCUUAACUCAACAAUCCAACCAAACCUCACGUUAUUUGAAGGGAAAUCAUUAUUCAUAGUGUUGCAUGGAUUGGAAAUCACUUCUUUGUGUGAUUUGGAAAGACGACUACGGUAGAAGGGACCAAAGUUUAUGUGCCUAUAGUCUUAAUUUACUCCAAGAUCGAGCAGUUUACUUCACUUUUCAGAAGAGAGCAGACCCGUGAACAGGCGAGAAUGAGAAUAAUAUUGAUUGGCAAUCCACACUAUGAUUUGUUUUAGAGGAACAAAAGAAUCCUUGUGUAUUUUUUUAAACAUCUGUAGGAAUGUAUUAUUCGGCAUAGUUUGGAUGUGGCACAAUUAAAAGAUUUUUUUCUAACAAAAGCGGGAAGGUCGACUUGGUUGUGUGUUUUGAUUUCUCUUUUUCCUUCCUAUUUUCUGUUUUUACCCGUGGCAUGCUCAAUAAACACUUGUGUAGUUCUGCA
This is a messenger RNA of Megalobrama amblycephala (Wuchang bream), 2756 nucleotides long. It is a transcript of the gene ptbp2a, whose product is annotated as polypyrimidine tract binding protein 2a. Lineage: Eukaryota; Metazoa; Chordata; Actinopteri; Cypriniformes; Xenocyprididae. The transcript has 15 exons. Gene Ontology annotation, biological process: regulation of RNA splicing; mRNA processing. The coding region runs from base 159 to 1775 and encodes 538 amino acids. Gene Ontology annotation, cellular component: nucleus. Gene Ontology annotation, molecular function: mRNA binding. The record is from RefSeq and is a predicted model, not a curated record.